CUUGUUUACUUCAGGAGAGUUGCCACCAACGACGCACCUCGUCGCGCCUUCUGUCACGGCAUUGCCUUGUGAAAGAGAGAAAACGCGCCCAGCCCUUGCUGCCAGAACCGGCUGUUCUUCCACAUUUUCCUCUCACAUAGCUGAUUACACCACUUGCUACGCCAUGGAGCGCCGAACCUUCGAGGGCCCCAUGGACUGGGAAUACCAGUCGCAACCCCCUGUGGACCAGUCGAGUCCCUUUGCAAAAUUCUCUCAGAAGCAGCCAGCAUCGACGUUCAACUCGCCAUCAAAACUCCGCUCGGCCAACCCAAAUCCCUUCGCGUUCUCAGGCAACCCCAAAGGCUCACCAAUCAAACCUCAGGAGCAAUUUCGCCCCCCUCACGCGACAUUAUUCAGCCCUCAACUGCAGAGCAGGCCAUCAGGUCCAGCAUUCCGGAACCCCGCGUUUACCACCCCUCAGAAGCGUCUCGAUGAAAUUGUUUUCUCAGAAUAUUCCGGCGCGGAGACCAGCCCUGCCAUGACCGAUACAUCAGAAAUGCCACCGGAUACCCCCGAGUACGACCGGGCGGACGAGGACUUUGGGAAGCUGACUCUCACACCAUCUGCCGGAAAGACGCUGUUCAGCAAGACGUUGCUUCGGAAUCAUGCGUCGGGGCGUGGAGAGAUACCGAGAGCGAAUCGAGACAAGGUUCGGAAACGGAAGCGGACCCAAGGCGAUAGGGACGUGGGCAGCGUCCGGCCCCGUCUUCCCCACGCCUCCGACGAUUCGGACAGUGAUUGGGAAGGGGAAUCAGUCGCCGGGACGAAACGCAUCAAGGACGGGAAGACGGGACGGCGGGGUUGGUUCAACAAUUUCCUCUCGGCCGUGAGCGACCACCCGAGCGCGCCAGCGAUCCUAUCCAAAUGGUUGCAGCUGGGGGUCAAUGUCAUCCUUCUCAGCAUCGUUCUCUUCGGAAUAUUCGCUAUUCUCACGCAGAUAAGGUCCGAUCUGUCUCACGCGAGCGAGAAAGCGCGGGCAGCCAUCGUGAGCGAGAUGUCAAUCUGCGCCGAGAACUUCCGAAAAAAUGGCUGCUCGCCGAGAGCAAAUCGGCCGCCGGCGCUGGAUGGACCCUGCAACGAAUGGGAGGCGUGUAUGAACCAGGACGCCUCGGCCGUAAUGAAGGUUCAGAUCUCGGCAAGGAAUGUCGCCGAAAUCAUGAACGAGUUUGUUGGUGUUUUGACUUUCAAGACCUGGGGCUUCAUCCUUUCACUUUUCCUGGUGGCAAUCGUCGCUAGCAACGUCGGCUUUGGGUUUCUUCGAGAAUCCACGCUUGCCCACCCAGCACGGCCGGCAGAGCCCCUACACUCGCCGCCCGCAGUGCCAUCCCUUCUUGGAUCAGCAGCGGCACACAACCCACAACAAGCGUAUAUCUGGGCUCCCAUCAGCCAGACCCCUCGGCAUGUUCGGAAGAAUUACUUUGCCAACGAUGUUACGGACUCGGAGGCAUCGCCGGACCUGAAGAUGAUCUUGCCGCAGCAGACCCCUUCUGGGAGGAGAAGCCCUAGCAAGGGUGAUAGGAGGCAAAGCCCCUCGAAGGGUUCGCGGGGGCGUAGCCCGACUAAAGGGUACUAGGGGUCAUGAACAGAUGUAGGACUCGUUGGGCGUGUUUGGCUUGUCACCAUGUAACAACACAUCAUGUACUAUCAUUGGCUUCCUUUGUCCGGGUUGGUUGCGGUCAGUUGCGAUUUUAGAUACCGAAACAUUUGGGUGGUGGAGUAGGUAUGGCAAUGGCACUGGGAUGAAGAUCACUUCGAGGAGCGCGUUCUUUUCUGAACUCAACACAUUCCGCCUGUCUGUUUCUCCUAAGCGGAUCGCAAGCCAACGACUCUCACAGCGUGAGGGGCUGCUCCUACCUAGCAGGCAGA
Molecule: messenger RNA, 1905 nt
Organism: Parathielavia appendiculata
Lineage: Eukaryota; Fungi; Ascomycota; Sordariomycetes; Sordariales; Chaetomiaceae
Exons: 3
Coding region: 164-1612 (482 amino acids)
Biological process (GO): lipid homeostasis; nuclear envelope organization
Cellular component (GO): nuclear membrane; nuclear envelope
Source: RefSeq, a predicted model, not a curated record